GAGCAUCUGAAGUUAAAUUGACAUAUUAAAAUGAAGGCUAUUUAGUGUAUUUUCACCUAAUUAGGCAACAUUUAGCGUAUCAUAUCACUUUACUUCGAUGUUCAAAGAGUUCAUUAAGAAGUGGAGGCAAUACAGAUACAGAUUUGUUCCAUGGAUAUCUCUGAAUUUAAAAGAAAGGUCUGUGAGAGAAGUCAAAACAGGUGAACAUGACAAAAUAAUCCCAGAUGAACAGUUAGUUGACAGUUUACUUGGAAUCUUACAUGCACUCUUUGAUAAUGAACCAUCAUCACGCACCACCCAUCACCUAAAUGUGAGCCAGCACCAUGAGGAGGCCAUGUCUAUGGAUGAAAUGUAUGAGUUAUACAAACCAAGGUCAUUUGAGGAUGUGAGAUCUCUACAUAUGAAGAACAUGGAGAAGUUGUAUGAUACAACAGGAUUUGUGAUUGACAGGUGUCCCAGUCAGCUGAUUGGUGGAGGAAGAGGUGUGGCUGUCACAAGAGGAAAGAUACCUAAGCACUCGCUUGUCGCAUUGUAUCCAGGUACCCUGUAUCAGCCCCAAGAUCCAAUACUCUUCCAGUCUAUCAACAAUCCUUUCAUCUUCCGCUGCAUUGAUGGUCUCCUCAUUGAUGGCAAUGAUAGUGGCUUGUCCAAAUUCAUCUUCAAGUCUUGUCAUGGAAGAGAAAGGAUUGGUCCAUUCUACACAUGUGAUAUGUCAUGGUUGACUGACUUUCCCAUCAAUCCCCUCGGCAUUGGACAGUACAUCAACAAUCGCUCAAACGAUCACCCGGCCAAUGUAGCAUACCAGGAGGUUGAUCUUGGGGAUAGUCUACAAUUCCACCUUCGUCAGUAUAUUCCUCAUGCAUGGUACCAAUCUCCAGGCUACUCAGACUACAGGUGUAGAACAGUGGCCCUGGUUUCACUUAGGGAUAUAUCAGAGGAUGAGGAACUCUUUUCUUCAUAUUUCACAGUGGUACAUUGAUCCUAAGAUAGAAGCAAUUUCUGGGUCAAUAGAGGGAGCUAAUAGCGGAGACAGGUGAACUUCAUAAGCCUUUAUAAAGCACUCCAACAAGUUUUCUGUGAGUUGAAAUUCCACACAAGGAGUGUUAAAGGAAGGAGUAUUCAUUGAAACAUUAUAGGUGUUCAGGCUCAGAGACUGAGUGUGGGAAUAUGUAUGAGCUUAGUGAUAUAGCUUGAAACAGGAACACUGGGAAGUAUGUACUGCAAGAGUGUUAACAUACUGACCUGAGACAUAGUAAUUUCCUCCAUUGAAAAAAUGCAAAUUCUGUGUAAAAUUCUACAUGAAA
Molecule: messenger RNA, 1304 nt
Organism: Owenia fusiformis
Lineage: Eukaryota; Metazoa; Annelida; Polychaeta; Sabellida; Oweniidae
Source: the annotation of a GenBank genome assembly